AUGGGCCGUCAAAGAGCUGUUGCCAAAGAUCUUCUGGCCAGUAUCCCAUCAACCGUUGAUGCUCAGCCAACGCAAACCCAGCCUCCACCAAAACAAAAACGAAUCAAAAAGGCUCAACCAAAGGCCAAGGCCAUUCAGCACGCCCAUUCUUUCUCAGUUCAAUCUUUUGAGAACUGGGAGAGGCUGGCCGAGAUGAAGAGGGAGGUCUCCAGUCUUCAAAAGGCCAAUAAAAGUUUACAAUCAAAAAUGAAAAAACUGGAAGACCAGGCCGAGGCUGCCAUUAAGGCUCAAACUGACGCCGAAGAAAAAACGGACUCUGCUGAGGCUAUCAAAAAGGUACUUGAGGUCGAGAAGAAGGAUGCCGAGGAGAAAAUAGCCCAGGCCCAAAAGGAACUGCAAGACGCUCUGGCCACCAAAGAGGCUGAAGUCAAGGCAGCCGAUGAAAAGGGCUACAAUGAAGAGGUGACCGAUGUCACGGCGGAUUACGAAAAGCAAGUGAAGCAGGUUGAGGAGGUCCCCAAGGAAGCUACCCCUGAGGAGGCUUCAUUGGACGUGCCUCUCACCGAAAAGAGCCUUGAUCAGGCCCUUCAGGAGAUUGAUGCUGAGCUUACGGCCGAGAAGGUGGCCGAGAUGUCCUCCCAGUAG
Messenger RNA from Camellia sinensis, 645 nucleotides. The record is from RefSeq and is a predicted model, not a curated record. NCBI's taxonomy places the organism in Eukaryota, Viridiplantae, Streptophyta, Magnoliopsida, Ericales, Theaceae.